This is a messenger RNA of Aspergillus bombycis, 516 nucleotides long. RefSeq lists its product as uncharacterized. The coding region runs from base 1 to 516 and encodes 171 amino acids. The transcript has a single exon. NCBI's taxonomy places the organism in Eukaryota, Fungi, Ascomycota, Eurotiomycetes, Eurotiales, Aspergillaceae. The record is from RefSeq and is a predicted model, not a curated record.
AUGCGACGUUUAGUACAAGAUGGCACGUCAUCGACGAAUCUGAUCGGAUUGGACUCGGCAGAAGAAUUUAUCAACCUCGGCUUCGAGUUGUUCAACGAUAGAUUCAGUCUAGAGAGCACGUUUAUAGUUCAAGAUUUCUUCGAGGAUACCCCGCAACUUGAUAACUUGGCUAGCCGCGUCAAACUGAUCAAUUCCGGCUAUUUCAUGCAUUUGUUUAACUGGGAUACACAACUACACGUUGCGAAGCGUAUGAUGAGGUUGGCUUGCCCGGAGAAGGGAGCGAUCAUCACUGGCAUUAAUUUUGGGAGCCGUUCGCCUCCGGAUUGGGAUAUGGUUCCUCCAGGCCUUCCUCCGCAAUAUUUGCAUGAUCAGAGGAGUUUGGCUAGGUUAUGGGGCUUGGCUGCAAGGGAGACCAGGAUGAACUGGAUGUUUCGAUCUGUUAUAGAUUACGAUGAGUACUGCAACAUGCUUGAUCCUAACGGAUAUCGGUUGAGGCGGGUGGCCGAACGGUUGUGA